Molecule: messenger RNA, 841 nt
Organism: Neoarius graeffei (lesser salmon catfish)
Lineage: Eukaryota; Metazoa; Chordata; Actinopteri; Siluriformes; Ariidae
Gene: gadd45bb
Product: growth arrest and DNA-damage-inducible, beta b
Exons: 3
Coding region: 1-396 (131 amino acids)
Biological process (GO): regulation of cell cycle
Cellular component (GO): cytoplasm; nucleus
Source: RefSeq, a predicted model, not a curated record
AUGGCUGAGGCUUUAGCCUCAGAAACCAGAGCAGAGGCAGAGAAGAGAAGAGCACGGUCCAGAGUCAGAGUCGCUCAAGCUAGAGCUGCAGAAACCGCAGAGCAAACAGAGAAACGCAGAGAAGGAGCGAAAAUCAGAGACAGAAUGACAGAGGACGUGGCUGAUGCUCUGUUGGAGUUGCUCUCAGCGGCGAGGCGUCAGGACUGCGUCACACUCAAAGUUUACGAGCUCAAAGACCUGCACUGCGUCCUGGUUACGAACCCACAGGCUGAACACAGUCAGUUGAGUGAAGUGGGCUGGUUCUGCCAAGAGAACCUCUGCAGGAACCAGUGGCUUCCUCACAUCAGCCUCGAGGAGCAGCUGAACGCCGGACACGAGGAACUCGCGCCACGCUGAAGACGUCGGAUCCCCACAGUGUGUGAAGAUGGAACGACCUGCACAUGGUUGCUUGGGACAGCGGAACAACUUUAGUUUGACAUUAUUCUGUCCUCUAGGAGGCGCUGUGACUGCUCCAGAAAAACAGUAUAAAAUGCAUGGGUAGCUAUGCUAGCAGAAGUUAGCAUUAGCUUCUAACAAACAACCAGAGAGAAAAUUGAAGACUGCUUUUAAACUAAAUGACGAGGUUUCUGUCCACGAAACUACAGCAACACGGCUGGGACAAACACUCAGCGCCAAACUCCAGCACCGGGGAAUAAAAGAGAACGAACAGCGACGCUUAUGAUUUAUAUCUGAUUUUAUUUGCAGUCAUAUUGCUCAUAAUCACCCUGUAAAAUAUUUUUCUGAUUUAUGAACACGAUAACAUUGAUGUGAUCGAUAAAUAAAUGUUUAAACAUAUAAAACA